Molecule: messenger RNA, 2182 nt
Organism: Dermochelys coriacea (leatherback sea turtle)
Lineage: Eukaryota; Metazoa; Chordata; Testudines; Dermochelyidae
Gene: C2H7orf25
Product: chromosome 2 C7orf25 homolog
Exons: 3
Coding region: 531-1820 (429 amino acids)
Source: RefSeq, a predicted model, not a curated record
GGGGAAGGGCCGGAGUGGGCCACGGCCUUGGCUUUCCACGGGCGGCUUUAGGGGAAGCAGCUGCUGGGGCACCGGGGGAAGAAGCCUGGCCCGUGCCGCGGGGCUGACCCCUCUCAGGUAGUGCUUCAAAAUUGAUUCCUUGUGAAGAUGAUGAUGAUGGAUUGAAUAAGGAUUUUUGUGCUUGGAAGAUUUUAGUGAUAUUGGGUAGAGAGAGUUGUAAGUAUGGUUUCAACUGCAUAUGGGCUUAAAGAUUCCACAAAUCUGGGCUUAGAACCUGCAUUAGCAGAUUCAUAUUCAGGGGGAGUGCCUAGUUCCUGCGUCUGGUUCCAGCUGUCUCUGUCAUCAACACCUGGUUCUCUUCAACUAGUGUGCAUCUAACCUGGUCUGAAAAUGGUAGGGGUAUGUAUGUGUAUUACCCUGUGGUAAAUACAAAAACUACUUGCAAUAAUAUAUGAUGCUCUGGUUUGUUUGUUUGGCUUUUUUUUCCAGAAGUCUUCCCAUAUUAAGUAACUGAUCCUUUCCACACCGUGAUGAAAAAUAAUGUUGUCAACAUGUCUGUGCAGUCAUUGCUUUGUGAGAGAAUCGCUGUGGCUAAGGAAUUAAUGAAGAGAGCAGAAUCACUUUCCAGAUCACAGAAAGGAGGUAUAGAAGGUGGAGCAAAGCUAUGCAGCAAAUUGAAGGCCGAGUUGAAAUUCUUGCACAGGGUGGAGGCGGGGAAGGUGGCUAUUAAGGAGUCCCAUCUGCAGAGUACCAAUCUCACACACCUCCGAGCCAUAAUUGAGUCAGCAGAGAACCUGGAGGAGGUCGUCAGUGUCCUUCAUGUCUUUGCUUAUGAAGACUGCUUUGGAAAAAAGCAAACGCUGGUGGUAGAUGUUGUUGCAAAUGGUGGCCACACUUGGGUGAAAGCAAUUGGUCGAAAAGCUGAAGCUCUUCACAAUAUUUGGCUGGGCCGGGGCCAGUAUGGCGACAAAAGCAUCAUUGAGCAGGCGGAGGACUUCCUGCAAGCAAGCCGUCAGCAACCAGUGCAAUACAGCAACCCCCAUAUUAUCUUUGCUUUUUAUAAUAGUGUGUCCAGUCCUAUGGCAGAGAGGCUGAAAGAGAUGGGCAUAUCCGUGCGGGGAGAUGUAGUUGCUGUGAACUCUUUGGCAGAGUACUUGACUGAAGAGAGACACCUAAGUGCUAGCGAAUCUGAUGAAGAAAGCCCUGAGCUCCUGCAGGUGACCAGAGUAGACCGGGAGAAUUUAGUAGCCAGCAUUGCUUUUCCUACAGAGAUCAAAGUAGAUGUGUGCAAUAGGGUUAACUUGGACAUCACUACUUUAAUUACAUACGUCUCUUCCCUUAGCUAUGGUGGCUGCUACUUCAUCUUUAAGGAGAAAGUGUUAACGGAGCAAGCAGCACAGGAAAGGAAGGAGAGAGUCCUGCCUCAGUUGGAGGAUUUCAUGAAGGGCAAGGAGCUGUUCGCUUGUGAAUCUGCAGUCAAAGAUUUUCAGUCAAUCUUAGAAACUCUAGGAGGAGCUGGGGAGAAAGAUCGAGCCAUCUCUCUCAUGAAGAGAAUUAAUGUGGUGCCAGACCAGCCCUCUGACCGUGCCUUAAGACUAGUGGCUAGUUCAAAAAUCAAUAGCCGCUCUCUAGCCAUCUUUGGGACAGGAGACACUUUAAAAGCCAUCACGAUGACCGCAAACAGCGGUUUUGUUAGGGCAGCAGCUAACCAAGGGGUUAAGUUUAGCGUGCUUAUCCAUCAGCCAAGGGCACUGACCGAAAGCAAAGAGUCUGUUGCCACACCUUUACCAAAGAACUGCGCAGCCGAUAGUGGGUUCUGACUAAGCUAUCUAAUUAAUUACAGUCAUUAAAAUAACUGUUUAAAUGUGCUGCAGUGGAGACGGUUCAAGAAAGAGAACUCUCAAAACAAUACAUUUUUUCUUUUUGUGUGCCAGAGCCAGAUACAUGUGGUAACUUACCUUCAAAUGAAAAAUUCAAGAAAAGAAGAAAAUCUGUACGUCAUUCAGAAUAGUAAUUGUAAUGGAUAAAGAAAUAUAAGUGAAAACACGUACAUCCUCUGUAUGUGGAAUUUUUGGUCUCAACCAAAUAGAGUAUACAGUAAUUUAUUCAUUGAGAUAACAUUUUCCACUGAAAUGUAGUUAACUGUGUUCUAUCUUAUUAAAAAGUUCCAUUAGAAACUCAA